Messenger RNA from Drosophila eugracilis, 2389 nucleotides. It is a transcript of the gene Ttc26, whose product is annotated as intraflagellar transport protein 56. Gene Ontology annotation, cellular component: ciliary base; ciliary basal body; intraciliary transport particle B. Lineage: Eukaryota; Metazoa; Arthropoda; Insecta; Diptera; Drosophilidae. Gene Ontology annotation, biological process: intraciliary transport involved in cilium assembly; intraciliary anterograde transport. The record is from RefSeq and is a predicted model, not a curated record. The coding region runs from base 1 to 1737 and encodes 578 amino acids. Gene Ontology annotation, molecular function: protein binding; intraciliary transport particle B binding. The transcript has 5 exons.
AUGCUCGAACUGCUUUAUCGACGCUAUAUAUUGUCGCGCGGAAAGACCGACUCGGCAAGCUCGAGGAACGCCAGCGGAGGUGCGGGCAGUGGACUUGGAGUCGGCAGGCAGGUGAGAAAGACCCCGGCACCGGCCUCUCUGGAGGAUUUCAUUAUCAAGCGGGACUAUACGGGUGCCAGGGCGUUUCUGGAGUACGCCAACGACGAAGAGGACGAGGAGGAGGGCGCCCAUGGACCCAAGCAAAGUCAAGUUGAUCAAUGGAUUGCCUUUUGCAAUUUCCAUUUGGGUGACUACCACCAGGCUCUGGCCCAAUACAAGACCAUUCAGCUGAGCUCCACGAAUCCGGAUGGCAAAUUGGAACUCAACCUGGCCGUUUGCAUGUUCUACUUGGGCUUAUACGAGGACGCCCAGCAACUGAUGGAAAAUGCUGUGGAAAACCCACUGAAGAAGCGGCUCCUCUUCCAUUUGGCCCACAAGCUGGGCAACGAAGCGGAGUGGAGUCAGCUGCAGGAGGAGAUGCAGGAUUCCCCUAGCCUAGAGCAACAGCUCAGCCUGGCUUCUAUGCACUAUAUGCGUGCUCAUUAUCAGGAGGCCAUCGAUGUGUAUAAACGGGUUUUGGUGGACAACAAGGACUAUCAGGCCAUAAAUGUCUACUUGGCUUUGUGUUUCUAUAAGUUGGACUAUUAUGACAUGUCCCAGGAGGUCUUAGAUGUAUAUCUGAGUCAGCAUGGCGAUAGCACCAUUGCCAUCAACUUGAAAGCCUGCAAUCGCUUUCGCUUAUUCAACGGUCGUGUGGCCGAGCAGGAAAUCAAGAAUAUUGCUGAUAAUGGCACUUUUGGUGCAGAUCUUCUGCGUCAUAACUUGGUUGUUUUCCGGAAUGGUGAAGGUGCUUUGCGUGUUCUACCAGGACUGCUAAAUAUCAUUCCCGAGGCUCGUCUUAAUCUGGCUAUAUAUUAUCUCAAGCAAGGAGAUGUCCAAGAGGCCCAUGCUCUGAUGAAGGAACUUCAGCCAACAUCGCCGCAUGAGUACAUACUCAAGGGUGUGGUUCAUGCUGCACUGGGUCAGCAAUUGGGAUCGAAAGAACACAUCAAGACAGCCCAGCAGAAUCUUCAUUUGGUGGGAAGUUCGGCCACAGAAUGUGAUACGAUUCCUGGUCGUCAAAGUAUGGCCUCUGCCUUUUUCCUCUACGAACAGUUUGAGGAGGUUCUAGUCUACAUGAACUCCAUUAGGAGUUACUUUGUUAAUGAUGAUGUUUUUAACUAUAAUUUUGCACAAGCAAAAUGCGCCACAGGCUAUUACAAAGAGGCAGAGGAGCUGCUCAUGCAGAUCAGUGACAUGGAUAUUAAGAAUCAGCAUACCUACUGCAUGAUCCUGGCCAAGUGUCACAUUCACUGUGGUCAUCCGGAGUUGGCUUGGAAUGUUUUCAUUACUAGAGAUACCAAUGCCGAGGCUUUUAUUCUUUUGCAAUUGAUAGCUAAUGAGUGUUAUAAAUGUGCUGAGUUCUGGGUGGCAGCCAAAGCUUUUGAUAUGUUGGAAAAACUCGAUCCCAGUCCUGAGAAUUGGGAGGGCAAAAGAGGAGCCUGUGCUGGCGUUCUCUUUGCCUUGUGUACCAAAGCCCAAAGAGGACGUCCUGGUGGUGGCAUCUCAGAGGUUAUUGGCAUUUUGCGGGACUCAUCCAACUCACAGGCUGAGGCCAUGAUCAAAACCAUACGGAAGCACAUUAAUAGUUUUAAAUAAUUCAAUUAAUUAAAUAUUUUAUUAAGCUCUAUUACAUGCGAAAUGCAGUUUUGUGAAGAAAGAAAGAUUUUAAAUCAAUUAUUUACAAGAUUAACUUGAGAACUUGUCACUUGUGGACAGCUGUCAGGGGCUAUGAAACUUAAGUGAAUUUAAGCCAAACUGCUAACCAAUUUAAAUAAUCAAAGAUAAUUUGGUUAGCCGCAAAAACAAAAGUCAAAAAUGAAAAUUGAUUUUGAAAUCUCAUUUGAUUAGAAGUUUAAGCUUUUGAGAGCUGAAAAAGGAUACUAAUUUGUAUGGAAUUGUCUUGAUUACUGAUUAAUUUGCGGCUAACACACACAACACAAAACACUUUGGCUAAUUAAUUUAAGAGGAAUUUUAUCAAGCAAAUUGUGGCUGGAAUUUCGAAAAGUUAUGCCAGCCUUCGAGGACUCAGCCACUGUCCACUUAAUAAAUCAGAGGGAAGAACUUUCGAAAACUAAUUGAUAAUUAAUGAAAUAAAAUCCAGUCUUCAUCUUUUGUUGCCUCUGACGCGCUGCCAACGAAAUUCUUCGCUCAAUUUAAUUCCCUUGAGAGGCAAUUAUGCUUGAAAAGUGGCCUCCACCUCCAGUACAGUAAGUAUUCCUCCAUUGGCCCCUAUAGUCAGCCAGCCAGC